Molecule: messenger RNA, 1473 nt
Organism: Trypanosoma brucei brucei TREU927
Lineage: Eukaryota; Euglenozoa; Kinetoplastea; Trypanosomatida; Trypanosomatidae
Exons: 1
Coding region: 1-1473 (490 amino acids)
Biological process (GO): transmembrane transport
Cellular component (GO): membrane
Molecular function (GO): transmembrane transporter activity
Source: RefSeq, a predicted model, not a curated record
AUGAACAAGCAAUACGGAACAGAAACAAAUCGCUACGACUAUGAUGUGUGGCAGGAAAAUCAGCGGAAUUGUCGGCAGGAAUGUUCACCACAAGCUGUGCCGCUACAAGGAAUACCGCUAUACCAAGGUGAUGGUGAUGAUAAAGAAGAGCUGAAACGUUUUGUGGUACAAGGGUAUAAGGAUGUGUGGGCUGCAAUAUUAUACAUUUUAUGCAUUCUUGCAACUAUUGGGCUUGGAAUAUAUAAUAUUGUGAAGCCUGAUGCUUCAGGAGAAGAAGAAGAGGAAAGUGUCGUAUCGGUUAAAUCAUCUAACCCGUUUUCUGGUGUGUUUAAAAGUGUUUACAUUUGGAUUGCCGUUGCUGGUGGAAUUGCCAUAGCUGUGGCGUCGCUUUCCUUUCUCUUUAUGAGGAUGUUUCCUCGGAAGAUUAUUAUUGUGGCAAAUGUUGUCUCGAUUAUCAUCAAUAUUGGAGGCGCCGCUGCCGCCAUUGUGAUGGGGGUGCUUCCACUUGGCAUUGCUUUACUCAUUAUGUGCGCUAUGCACAUACUGUGGUUUUACUUUGCACGGCACCGAAUUCCUUUUGCUGCAGAACUUCUCAAGGCCUCUAUCGAUGUGUUGUCUGGCUACAAGGCGGUAUAUUUAUUCAAUGUCAUGUUAUGUGUUGGUUGUGCGGGGUUUACCAUAUUAUGGGGGUACGCAGCUGUUCCUUCACUAGAAACUGCCAGUAACAAAGGUGACAGUGGGGCACUAGCGGUUUUGCUACUUCUUUUCCUUAUGUUGGUUUUUUUUUGGUCAUCUCAAGUUACUGGAAAUCUGAUGCAUGUAACAACUGCUGGACUUACUGCUACAUGGUACUUUGCUGGUAAGGAGAAUAUGCCAAAGAAUCCCACCCUCGCCUCAUUCAAGCGAGGUACCACCACAAGCUUCGGCUCCAUUUGCUUUGGGUCACUGCUUGUGGCAAUUAUCCGUCUCAUACGGUGGCUCGUGUCAACCGCAGAAGGUAGUGAACAUGAAAUAUUACGCUGUAUAUUCCUUUGUAUUAUUGGUUGUUUGGAGAGUUUGAUGGAAUACUUCAACACAUACGCAUUUGUUCAUGUUGCCAUCUAUGGUUGUGGGUACAUUGAAGCAGCGAAAAUGACAUGGGAGUUGUGUAAACAGUGUGUGUUUUCUGCCCUGUUCAAUGACACUCUAAUUGAUGUAACACUGAAUCUACUUGUUACUUGUGGUUCGCUACUGGUUGGUAGUGUUGUCGGUCUACUCUUCAGAUCCUGGGUAGCAUUCGCGCUUGGUUUUGCCGUUUCUAUAUUGGUUCACCUCCUCAUAUUCUCCCCCGUAACCAGUGCUGUAACCACCUUAUUCGUAUGUUAUGCGGAAGUGCCUGAGGGCCUUGAGCACUCAUCCCCUGACUUGUACGCGGCUCUUCAGAGAACUGACCAAAACGGCACAUCAAAUGGAGCAGCACCUCCACGUGUGUAA